Molecule: messenger RNA, 5436 nt
Organism: Xiphophorus hellerii (green swordtail)
Lineage: Eukaryota; Metazoa; Chordata; Actinopteri; Cyprinodontiformes; Poeciliidae
Gene: atcaya
Product: ATCAY kinesin light chain interacting caytaxin a
Exons: 13
Coding region: 644-1756 (370 amino acids)
Biological process (GO): apoptotic process
Cellular component (GO): cytoplasm
Source: RefSeq, a predicted model, not a curated record
AGAGAUGCUGUUGCCAGGAAACAGCAGCCACAUAGAGGACGACAGAAAACAACUGCAGGAUUAUCCAGCAGAGUAAAGGAUACGGAGACCAAAGCUCAUUUCCCCCAAGUUACUGUAGGAACAAUUACACUGGUGCCGUGGAGGAUUUUAUUUAAAGGGAAACGAUUUGGAACUGAUAAAAAUUGUGAGGUUGUACAUGAAUACACAUGAGGACAAAAAUGGAAGCUAGAGAGAACGACCAUGGUGCCAGAGCAGAUGCAUUCCCAUUAAAGGAAUUUUGUCUCUUGGUGGGUUGAGAAGAGGGCUGUGGGCUCAUUCGUCACGGCCAAUCUCUCUCCAACAAAGGUGGCCGGAGCAGGAGGAGAGGAGGGGUGAUCCACAACAGAGGUCUCCCCUGUCUUCAGACACCUGCUGCCUGCUAGUUGCUGACACUUAGGACACUGUAGGACUGUGUCUACUUUGCAUGAGUGUAUAUGCAUAUAAAUUAAUGAAAGACAGACUGACCCAUGCUUCUCAGUUGAUAUGGGAGAUUCUUGCCUGAAAUCCUUGCAACUGUGACCAAGGAGGAAAAAGACACUCAGACAUAGACCUGAGGGAGAUUUGGAUCUCUCACCGUUCAUAUCCGUGUUCUUCCCUCUGAGGGAUGGGCACAACGGAAGCAACUCUACGAAUGGAGCACAUGGAAGUAAAAGACGAGUGGCAGGAUGAAGACUUCCCCAGGCCUCUUCCAGAGUACGGAGAUAUGGACCCCUCCUGUGGACUCACAGACAACAGAGUCUCUCCUCCUAAUUCCUUACACAUGAGCCCACCUGGAGGAGGAGGUGGCGUGGGUUCGUCUCACCGCAAACGCCGCACCCUGGUGGCCCCUGAGAUGAAUCUGUCCUUGGAUCAAAGUGAAGGUUCUCUGCUAUCAGAUGAUUUCCUGGACACCCCAGAUGACCUGGACAUCAAUGUCGAUGACAUUGAUACCCCAGAUGAAACAGAUUCACUGGAGUUCAUAACCAACGGCAAUGACCUUGAGUGGGAAGAUGACACCCCGGUGGCUUCAGCCAAGGCGGGUCCGGGUGGAGGCUCCGGAGCGCCGGCUGAGGAUGGGAACGCAAACAAUGGGCGACUGUGGAGAACUGUGAUCAUCGGAGAACAGGAGCACCGUAUCGAUAUGCAGAUCAUCAAACCGUACCUCCGGGUCAUCACACAUGGAGGUUAUUAUGGAGAAGGCCUGAAUGCCAUCAUUGUGUUCUCUGCUUGUUACCUGCCUGACAGCAGCUGUCCAGACUACCACUAUAUCAUGGAAAACCUCUUUCUAUAUGUGGUCAGCAGUCUUGAGAUGCUGGUGGCCGAAGACUACUUGAUCAUUUACAUGAAUGGAGCCACCCCUCGGAGUAAGAUGCCUGGAAUCAGCUGGCUGAAAAAAUGCUACCAAAUGAUUGACAGAAGGUUGAGGAAGAACCUCAAGUCUUUGGUCAUCGCUCAUCCUACAUGGUUUAUACGCACAGUUUUGGCGAUAUCCAGGCCUUUCAUCAGUGUGAAGUUCAUGAAUAAGAUCCAGUACGUCCACAAUUUGGAUGAACUUGCAGAGAUUGUUCCCAUGGAGCACGUCCAUGUUCCCGAGUGUGUGAUGCAAUAUGAUGAAGAAAGGAUUAAAGCCCGGAGGGAAAGGAUGGAGCAGGAGCGGCGACAGCAAGAGCAGCAGUCAGUCCCACAGGGGCCAAUUAAAAACUCUGUGAGGCCAAAAUCAAUGAUUGUGGAGCAAUGAUUAUGAGAAGGACAAGACCUUGAAUGUGCAGCCUGCGGAUUGCACUUUACAGCUACACACUACAGCAACCUGUAUGUAUGUAUGUAUGUAUACCUUCAAGGUAUGCAUACCUUGAAGGUAUACAUAGUGGUAGCAAUGUUAUGCUGUGGGGAUAAUUUUCCUUAGCAGGGAUGGUGUUCAUGGGUCAAUGCUAAUAUAACACACCACAGGAGCAUUUCACCGGCUCAGACUGGCUUCAGACAGUUUGAACUGGUUUUAACCAGCAGCCUGAGAGAUAGACUGUAAACAAAACAGCAAGAUGCAACUUUCAAAAUGUCAUACAAAGACGAAUGAGUAGUGUCAAAAUGUUGCCAAAGAAAAUGAUUCAUUUUCAAACAAAAUCUACUAUUCUAUGCAGAGACUGGUGAACAGUAAGCUGUAACAGAAUGAAACAAAUCAUGCUCAAUUCUUCAGCCCUGUCUCCACCAAUAAAAAAAUUAUUGGGAUAGUUUUAAAGCUUCAACUAGCUGUUAUUUUACCUCAAACAACGAGUGAUCUUUGAUCCCCAGAACUGUGACAGCCAGUAAUGCAACCAACAAAGAGCCACUGCUGUCCUAAACACAGUAAUAGCCUGAGCCAUUAUGUUUUAUUGUUCCCUGUUUCUUUAAAUGUUGCAAAGCUUUGAAAAUGAAAAGCCUUCCCCACCCAACAAAUCCACAGACCUCAGCACUGCAUAAAAACACACAAAAGCCCAAGCAUUACCAUUGUUACCACCAUGACAGCAUAUUUUUGUUGUUGGAGAGUCCUGCACAGGCUUCAGCAAAAAUGUCCUGUUUAUUAUGGAGAACCAAUAUUGACAUAAAAAAUCCACUUUAACUUCAUACCAGGAUAUGUAAGGCUUGCAAUUACUCCCUCAUCUGUAUUUUGUCAUUUGUACAGUCAGACUUGUUUAGUUAUUUUUUUAUAAAGAUGAAAUAAAUAGAUUAAUGGAGUCAAUUAUUGCUAAUUUCUUGCAUGGAAAGGAUCAUGCAGAUUUUGCAUACAUCUUUAAAAUCUGUGUUUUACUUUCCAACAUUUGUUUGUGUGCAUACAGGGGGUGACAGAGAGAGAUGUCUAGCAAGUUGACACUUCCUCCCUUAUUUUAUGCAUAACCAGCUGAUUUCUCAUGUUGUUCCCCAGUCAAAAGGAGAACAACUCUGUCAUAUGAUUUUCAAAGUGGGAUACUUUCCGGGUUGAAAAUGUAAAACAACAAGUGGCUGUUCUGUUACAGAAGCUGUUUUCAUUGGACGUUGUCGCUGCCUGUUGCAGGACCUGAUUUGGGAUUCAUAUUGAAUUGCUGGACCAUGAUGAAGCAUUUAAUUGUCUUUGUUAUUUUUUCAGUGAUGUAAUUUAUGUUAAGAAAGAUUAUCACUCUCUCUGACUUAAUAAUAAAGCAUAAAUCAGAGUAACUGAAAAAAUGCACUUUUUAAAGCUCAAAAUGUAGAGUGCUUCUACAACUUCAGUGGCAAAAAUUUGAACAUUUUUAAGAUGCAACGUGUUGGGAAGAAAGAUUUUAUGUGAGAGCACCACUAAAACAAACUGCUCUCUCUUGCUGCAGGUUUUUGAAGAUAUAAUUGUGUCAGAUGUAGCAAAGUGAAAGAAGCCUUCAUCUCUCUUUCUUUUUACCUCGUAGCUGCUGUAUCUUUAAGGCCUUUCCAAGCUCUGUCUUAAUUGUUCUGAUAUUUUUAAAAAGUCCAAAUACACUAACAUUUCUUUAUGUCAGUCUUUUCUCUUUCUGGCCUCAGUUGCUAUGUGAACUAUUACUUGUAGUGUAUUGUGUACUAUGAUGUGCCUGCAUUGUACUGAUAACUACACAUCAGCAUUUUCUAAUGUAGAAAAUCCACAUUUGAAAAAGAUCUAUAAGACAAAUUAACAGUACCAUAGUUAGUUUGUAGGUGAGAGCAAACUGCAGACAGCAGACAGGGCAAACCUUUAAGUAAAAUGUUCACUUUGCUUCCUUCCACAUUCAUGUUUUUAUAGACUGAACAGAUACUAACACAAUACAUGCAGAGAUUCCACUUUAGAUUGGACAUGGGAAAUAAAAUACAUCAAAUUUCUUUCUAAUGCAUUUCUUUUAAGAUGCCAGUUUUCUGCUUAGACUUAAAAUCACUAUGUUGCAAAAAGUAUUUGCUCACCUCCUUUUGCAGACAUUUGAAAUUGUCUUCCUAUUCCUAAUCCAUGGGGUUUAAAAAGAUUUCAGAGCACCUUUCGCAUCUGUAGCAGCUUCAGAUCAUCUGGGAAGACUUUACAUAAGGUUUAGAUAUGAUUUUAAGGUAUUUUAGACCAUUCUUCCCACAUUGUAUUACUGAAGUCAAACACUACUUAUGGAGAAUACCUGGCUUAAUUCAUAUCAGAGCUGUUCUGUUGGGUUGAGUGGAUUCAUAACUCCAAAGCACAAGUAUUCACUGCUCUAGAGUCUGGUGUUGGCUUGCUUCACACCACCACUACUGAGGUUUUUCAUCAUCUUUGGUUCUGUAACACAUGGGUGUAGCUGCUUGUUCAUGGAGACCCACUUCACAAAGCUCUCUAAAUGAAGUUUUUGAGCUAAUCUUUAGGCCACAUGAUAUUUGGAGGUCUGUAGUGACUGUCUCUGCAGAAACUGUGACCUUCAGCAUCUGCUAUCCCCUCUCUUUGAUUACAAGACUUGCCACAUCAUGGCCAUUUUUGUAUAACACCAAUAACAGCUGACUGAUGAGUAUUUAGUAGAGAGAAAAUAUCACACUCGGAUUGACUGUACACCUUGAAGCGACCUAUUCUUUCACAAAUGUUGAAAGAAGCUGUCUGCAGGCCUGGGUCCGGGAUCGUGUUCACCUGUGGCUGUAAAAGUGGCUGAAUCACCCAACUGCAAGGAUUUGAUGGGGUGAGCAAACUCUAUUUGCAAUAUUUUGUAUUUGUAUUUAAUCUUAGAUAAGUAAGACUUAUGCAGCUUGGAUUUUGCCCAUAUGGAGAGUAUCAACUUCAACUUGUUUUAAUUAAAAGCAGAGAUAAUGAAACAAGAUUAAACAAUUAGAAAAUCCAUUUUAUUGUUAUGUUUUCUGUGUUCACAGUCUCUUUAAAUAGGGGACGAGAACAUUCCAACCACAUGCCUGGUAACGUUUGUGUUUUUGAUGUUGAUUUGCACUACUGCGUUUGGUUCCUUACAGAAUGUUACUGUUUUAUGUUCAAUGUCUGUCUUUUAAUCGCGUUGUGAACAUAACCCAUGUAUUUAGGCAUGUUGCAUAAAGUAAACAGUUUUUAAAAAAUUCAGUUCACAUUCUGUUAACUUUUUUAACCAGGAAUUCUGCAUAAAGGGUUAAAUAUUUCUUUUUCAAUGUAUCAUGUUUUCACAUUGUUUCCAAAAUAGGCUGGUUUUGUGGCUGAACAGAGUGCCUGUUGAACUCGAAUGAAAUCUAAAUAGAUACCAGAAUGUAAAGUGAAGCAUUUUGUAUUUUCUUUUUUAUUUAUGAUGCACCAAUGCCAUGAGAAAUGCUGGCAUAAACCUGCCCUAUAGUUCUUCUGAAAUAAAAAUCCUAAUUUUCACUGUAAAAGCACAAAACAAACACAUGUCUAUCAUUAUACUGUAAAUUGUUUGCUCAGAUUAAAAUGAUCACAUGAACUCUCACUUGUUAUGGUCUAAAACUGGCUGUAAAUAUGGCAAAAAUAAAAAUAAAUCCUUCAAGGUU